AUACUAUAUUUAAAAAAAAAACUGGCUAAAUGCAUGCUUUCUUAAAUUUAGAAAAUGUUUCCGAGUUCUGAAAAUGAUUUUGAGCUCGUGGGAUUUGCUUUUGCAACUUCUGUGUCUGUGUUUUUAUAAUCUGUUUGGUUCGCUUCACAUUUUGAGCAUGUUUUGUUAUGCAUAUACCAACAAGAAAACAGGAAGAGCAGUGUAAAAGUAGAUAAACUGUAGCUGAUAAGAUGAGUAAAAGAAGGUCGGCUCAAGAAUGUGAAAUUUAGUUGAUUUAACGACCCAGUUCUUGAAAUCUGUUCUUAUGUGAAAAAAAAAAAUUAUUGGACUUGUAGAAUGAGGAGUUGCAUAGUAGCAUGGUGGGAUUUUUCUUUUUUUCAGAGAAUUUGGAUCACAACCUGGUGAAUUGUGCAAGAGGAAGUGUGGUCUUUUUUUGGAUUUCUUGGUGAUUUGGUGGGGAUGUGAAGAAGUAAAUGCAUGUCUUUGAUGGUUCUGUUCUGUGGGUUUGUUUUUGGAAAAGUUCAUACUUUGCAACAGAUCUGAGUUUGUGUUGACUUUGUUGACUGUAGAGAAUAAAAUUUUGUCAUAAAUUUAGAUUAAAAGAACAUUUUUUUUGUUGAUCACGGCACUAGUGCUCUAAUGAUGUCUGACAAAAAAAUGAUUGCUGGGAGACUUUUAUUUUUCUUGUUUUAUAGCUCACAUGCCUUUUGGUUUAUUUAUUACUUUACAUGUUAUGUGUCUGAAAGGAAGCUCGUGCUAGAAAGAAAGAUUAAGGACGGACAUUAAAACUGAUAGGACCAAGUCAUCUGCUUUUCUAGUGUGGAACUUCUGUUGUCAUUAACAUAAAUGGACUCUGAAAGUUUUGGUGAUUAAUUUACCGAAGAUUUUACAUAGAUUUUCAGAAGCAAGAAGAACUAUUUUAUGCCAAGAAGUUGUUGUAGAAGCCUUGCAUCAUUCCAAAUAGCUAUAUCUUUUGAUAAAUCCCCGAAGGAACUUGUUAAAAAGGACUGGUAGUCGGCAGUUAAUGUGUUACUUCCAAAGGGAAUAAGUAUUCAGUUUAGAGCAAAUGGAGGUAAAUUCUGUAAGCUCCCACUCCAAUGAGAAGCAAUCAUCAGAGCAUUCCACAUCCACCAAUGGAGAACAUAUGAACACAGAAAAAGAGAAGAGUACAUCUGUAUUUGUUAAUCAUGCUUCAAUUGCAUGGCACGAGAACAGAAGAAAAUGGACAGGAAAUCAAUCUCGUCAGCCACAAAGAACGACCAAGGACCCAAUUAUAAGCUGGUCAACAACCUAUGAAGAUUUGCUUUCUACUCACGAGCCCUUCUCUGAGCCAAUUCCUUUAUCUGAGAUGGUAGAUUUUUUAGUUGAUAUUUGGCAUGAUGAAGGCCUAUUUGAUUAAAUAAUCAAUGACAAUGUUUUAAUUCUAGGGCAAUGGAGACUAAUAGAAGGUAAAGCAUACAGGAAUUUCUGAAUGUGCAGCCUGAUUUCUUGUAAUUGAUUCUUCCAUGUAGAAUAUGAUAAUGGACUAGUUAGGGUUUUUUUUUUUCCAGCUUAUCCUCACGGAGAUUACAGAUCCCAGAUGUAAUUUUACUUUAAUCUGUAACAAACAACUUGUGUAUUUAUUCACUAUGAAAACUAUUCUUCUUGGUAGCAUUAGCAUCAGAUACAGAAUGGUGCGCAUCUUUGGAAGUCUGGCA
Populus euphratica (Euphrates poplar) is the source of this 1697-nucleotide messenger RNA. RefSeq lists its product as uncharacterized. The transcript has 5 exons. Bases 1067 to 1399 code for a protein of 110 amino acids. The record is from RefSeq and is a predicted model, not a curated record. Lineage: Eukaryota; Viridiplantae; Streptophyta; Magnoliopsida; Malpighiales; Salicaceae.